UCAGCUUGUUUCUCGCCAUUUAUUGUUCAUCUAUUAAACAAAUUAAUUUCUUCACUAUAAUAAUCAUUUUUUUCUUAGCUUAUAUAUAUAUGUGUGUGUUUUUUUUAUCAAUCCAUCAAUUGUUAGGGGAUGAAUUGAAAUUGAUCAAUAAUCAUAUAUUGUGGUAAUUAAUUACUCCAUAUUGAGAAGAAUAAAAAGAAAAAAUGGAGUUGAAGGAAUCGCUGACGUCGUCGACGAGCAAGGGGGGAGAUUCGACGGAUUUCGAAGUGGAGCAUCAUCAAACUCUGAGCGAUAAGCUCAAAGCCUUCAAAUCCUCAGCCUUCGAUCCCGAAGCUUACGUCUCCACCAAAUGCCGCUCCAUUAGCGAAAAGGAAACAAGGCACUUGUUACACUACCUUGUGGAAUUGAAGAAGGCUUCUGCAGAGGAAAUGCGCAAAAGUGUUUAUGCUAAUUAUUCCGCUUUUAUCCGCACAUCAAGAGAGAUAUCAGAUCUUGAAGGGCAACUAAUAGCGUUGAGGAAUCACCUCUCUAACCGGGCGUCCAUAAUCCAAGGACUAGCCGAAGCCACAAAUCUCAAUUCCCUUUCUACCCCCGAAUCUCUAUCAAAAGAUGAAAUUUCCAGCUUCGAAUCAUCAGCCGUGGAGCCCACCCCCAUCGACGAGUGGAGGGCCCACUUCACGGAAUCGCUCGAAGUGCUACUCGCCGAGAGGCGCGUGGACGAGGCGUUAGACGCGCUUGACGAGGCAGAGAAGGUGGCCAAUAAUGCGCCGGAUAAUGCGGGAACGGAUCGGCGGCCGUUACUAACUCCGUCUGCUUUAUCGUCGCUGCGGGCCGCCAUUGCGGAGCAGAGGCGGAAGCUGGGGAAUCUGUUGGCGGACGCCGCUCGCCAGGCCUCCAUCAGCGGCUUCGAGCUCCGAUCCGUCGUCACGGCGUUGAAGCGGCUCGGGGACGGGCCCCACGCGCACGCGCUGCUCUUGACGUCGCACCGCCGGAAGCUACAGAGCAACACGCAGACGCUCCGCCCCUCCGGCGCGACGCACGGGGUGGCGUACACGGCGGCGCUCUCGCACCUCGUGUUCUCGACGAUCGCGCAGGGGGCGAGCGAUUCGCUGACGAUAUUCGACGACGAGCCGGCGUAUUCGUCGGAGCUGGUGACGUGGUCCGUGAGCGAGACGGAGGCCUACGCGCGGCUCAUCACCAGACACGUCCUGGCUUCUCCGGCGGCGUUCGGAGGGCUGAGAGCCGUCGCGGAGUGCGUCCAGAUAUGCCUGGGCCACUGCUCGCUUUUGGAAGCUCGAGGGCUGUCCCUUUCGCCGGUUCUGCUGAAGCACUUCAGGCCUUUCGUUGACCGAGCAUUGACCGCCAACCUGAAAAGGAUCGAGCAGUGUACCACCGCACUCGCGGCGGCGGACGAUUGGCUGCUUGUUCAUUCGCCUAUGGGAUCGCGCUCUUUCGGAACUUCGCCUCUCGCCGCGGCCAUGAUAUCCCAACCUAAGCUCUCUGCCAGUGCACACAGAUUCAAUACCAUGGUUCAGAGGGAGUAUAUUCAAUUCUUUGGGCAACUCAUCCAUGUCAUGUUGUUGCAUAUGACACCUAAGCACUCAGAGGAUGAGCUAUGGUCUUUUAUAAAUAACAAAGUAGAGAAAUAGUAUUUUGAGGAUUGGUGCAAGAUUAUUGGUUUUCGAGGCAUAAUGGAAUUUCCAGAAGUUGAGGAAAAGGAUGACGAUGUGGGCAGUAUUUGCAAGAAAUUUCUAGAGGUGAAGUGCACCUUCGUCAGCAAUACCCAAAUUUCGAGCCGAGUGAUAGUGUUGAGGCAUACGUCAAUGAGUUGGUCCAGUUCUUUAUGUUAUACUUUGCAUAGUGUGUCCUAGUUGCCAAGGACAAGGAUAUUUCUGUUAAUUUGUCUCACGUGAAGCUGAUUGACAACAUAGAAGAAGUUUGAGGGUUAUCCAUGGGGUGGUCAUCCUACAUCCUCACAGUGAAGCAUAAAGUCCGCAAUAGAUGGGCAGCUUUAGAAGUUUAUGAGCAGAAGAAAGAUUUAAGGCUGAAAUUAAAAGGUUGAAAGAAGCUUUCUAGAGAUUCUCAAUUUCAUGGCAAGUAAUAUUUUAAUACUAAAAUAAUGAUCCAAGUCUUUUUAUGGUACUCUACUAUUUAGUUUUAAAUGGUGAAUGAUUUCCAAAUAUGGGCAUAUAAGAAGUUCGCAAUCCUGUCUAAAGAUAACUACGCAUCAAGGCUUGUAAACAGCGCUUGUGCAAUGCUAAAUUGGAAAUACACGAGAUGUCACUAGUUUAGUGCCUUGAUGGAACACUUAUUCACUGAGAUCCUAGGGGGAGACGGGCAGAAACUAGUAAGAACAUU
Messenger RNA from Cuscuta campestris, 2358 nucleotides. NCBI's taxonomy places the organism in Eukaryota, Viridiplantae, Streptophyta, Magnoliopsida, Solanales, Convolvulaceae. The record is from the annotation of a GenBank genome assembly.